AUGGUUGAAGGGAGGACCAUGGGAAACUCUACAAGUAGAAAGCAGGUCAUCUGGUUAGCUCCAAGGAGGAAUUGGAAUAAGUUAAAUUUUCAUGGGGCCAGUAGAGGCAAUCCUAGCAAAGCAGGCUAUGGUGCAGUGCUUAGAGAUGAAUAUGGAUCUUUUCUGCAAGCAAUAUAUGAAAGUAUUGGGGAGACUACAAAUAACAAAGCCGAAAUAAGGGCAUUGGAAGCAGGGGAAUUUGAAAUCACUCACUCUUACAGGGAGGGAAACAAGGUGGCAGACAUCCUAGCUAAUAUGGGAGUAACAUUAGAAAGGAAUAAAAAUGUCAUUAGAAAGUACGAGGUGAUGGGAGACAUUGAAGAAUUGGUAUGCAAAGAAAUGACUGUUGUUUCCCAUGAAGGCAUUGGGUAA
This is a messenger RNA of Cryptomeria japonica (Japanese cedar), 411 nucleotides long. RefSeq lists its product as uncharacterized. The transcript is spliced from 2 exons. Bases 1 to 411 code for a protein of 136 amino acids. Lineage: Eukaryota; Viridiplantae; Streptophyta; Pinopsida; Cupressales; Cupressaceae. The record is from RefSeq and is a predicted model, not a curated record. Gene Ontology annotation, molecular function: nucleic acid binding.